AUUUGCGGAGUAGCAGGCAGAAUCCAAACACGCCUCAAGCUGCGGAGGAAGUGACGGAAGAGGAGGGAGGCAUCGCGUAGAGGCCGUAGCGUAGCCCAUGUGAGUGUUGCCUUUCUUUCUCGACCUACGCCUCUCCCAAACGCACCUAGGGUUUCGGUUCGCCCUUCUCUUUUCGCAUCGAGCCUAACAGCUCGAUUGGUAGGCUUUAAUGACGCGGACCGGGGUUGUCGUUUCUUGCCUCUCUCUGUCUUUGUAUUGGAAAUUGUAGUUUCUUGAUCCUUGUUUGAUUUGUGGUUUUCGAUUUGGCCCUAGAACCUCGAGUUUAUUCUUUUGUUUCCGUUGUCGGAUUGGUUCAUUUGACAUUCGUUCUUCACAAGAAAGAGAAAUUGAGGCGUUUGAUCCUGAGGGGGUAAUCUGCGAAGAAAUAGUGUUAAUUAGCUAUAAUUUGCAGUUCCCAUUUGUUUAUCCAUUCAUUGAUGUUGAAUCAAAAUCAAAAGAAUCAAACUAUAGGGCCAUGUUGGAGGUUCGUGACCUGAUAACUCUGAAGCCUUUGGUUCAAAAAUAAAUGUUUCCCCUCAUUGGUUAGAUUAUGAAGGAUAGAAGAUAUGCCAUGCUUUCUUUAAUCUGUUCAGGAGCUAGAAUGGUUUCAUUGUUAUGGUGGAGAUUGCUAAUUCAACGCUUCGUUCUACAUUGAUAACCUGGAAAAUUCUGCAGUACAAGUAUGAUAAAAAGAAUGAUAUAACAUAUUAUUAUUGGAGCAAAAAUAAGCGAGAGGCUCAUCCUGUAAAAAGUUGGAGUGUUAAAAAUUCUCCCUCAAUUUUCCAAGUGAUGGAUCGCUGGAUUGGGUGCUUUAGAAUUUGUCUUAAUCCAAGCAAAUCUGUUUCUUGCAUCAAAAUUACUGCUUCGCUUAUGAUCUCUCCAUCUUCCAGAACUCUGCUGAUUCCUUCCAUUAAUGCUAUCUUCUUUUGUGGGGAUAAGGUCCAAGGAACUGGAAAUUCUGUGAUUGAGAGGUUAUCAGAUUCAAGGAAUAUAUCUGAGUCGAUUGUAUCAAAAUUAGGGUCUUCAACUAAUGUUUGGGUGAUAGAGGCAUCUACGUAUAAUGGAUCUUUUGCCCUUUACAAGGAAUUUAUUCCAUCAUUGACUUCUCGAGGUGAACCAAAACAAUAUGAUCCUAGUGGAUUCCUUGCUUCAUCUGCAAUUGUUUCAAUCUUAUCCAGGUGUUUGGAACAGGUGACCACAUCCUCAAGCAACCUGAUAGAACAGACAAGAGAAAAUCCACAUGCUACUACAUUGUUGUCAGCUCCUUUUCCUAAAACAAUCAUUCUGGGUUUCAGCAAAGGUGGCACUGUAGUAAACCAGCUUGUAACUGAAUAUGCCGAGUUGAUAUCUUCACCCCAGUCAUUUGAUAGAAAGCAAGUCCACAUGUAUCCAAUCUCCAAGGAGGAUCUCUUGCUGAGCAUCUCUGAGUUCCAUUAUGUUGAUGUUGGAUUAAAUUGUGCUGGUGCCUAUUUGACCGAUCAUUCUGUUAUUAAGGAGAUUGCUCAAUGUUUGUUGCUUAAUAAUGCUAGUCUUCGGUUUGUUCUUCAUGGGACUCCUCGACAAUGGUCUGACCAUCAUCGUCCAUGGAUUAAUAGAGAAAAAGAUACCCUCCUGCAAAUGCUCAAAGAUGAAACUCAUAGAUGUGAAGGAAAAUUGCAGGUUGAGGAGAGAUUCUAUUUUAUCAAUAUGAAGCCCAGUUUGCAGAUGCAUUUUGAAAUAAUUCAAGUUAUGGAUAUUACAUAAUUUUCUGCAGUUGUGGAAUUGCGCAAUUUAUAUUUAGCUUUCUGUGCUAUUAAUGCCCUGCUAUUUACAUCAGAGAAUCUGGUGUGCUACCUACAGACGUGGGAGAUGAACUGAGACCCGUUGGCACACACAUUUCUGUUAUACUGCAUGAGAGUAGUGUAGUUGGCUACGGAUUUUCUCGAAUGCUUGUCGUAGCAUGAAACAAGACAGAAGGAAUCUUGCUUAAGUCCUGUUGAUCGCACAGGGAGGCGCCCGAGAAGCUAAAAGCUUGGAUCAUUCCAGAAACAAUGAUAGGAAUUGAUCGGUGAGAAACUACCACUACCAUAUUAGAUUCUUUGGUUUCAGAGGUAGGAGCUGUGGUUAAAGAAGCUAUGGUCAGAGAAAGGAGUUGGAAAAUUGAGUUUUUGAAAUCAAUAAAUUGAAUGUGGACAUGGAUGAUUAUUUUGUAAGAAGAUGGUUGUAAAAUAAUUUGUCAAGUGAAUAAAAAUUGUCUAAUAUUGUUCGGGCAA
Messenger RNA from Zingiber officinale, 2291 nucleotides. RefSeq lists its product as uncharacterized. Gene Ontology annotation, cellular component: mitochondrion. The record is from RefSeq and is a predicted model, not a curated record. NCBI's taxonomy places the organism in Eukaryota, Viridiplantae, Streptophyta, Magnoliopsida, Zingiberales, Zingiberaceae. The transcript is spliced from 6 exons. Bases 655 to 1782 code for a protein of 375 amino acids.